AUGAUCUCCGACGGCGACCUGUACCGCUUGGCCAUCUUCCUAGGCUCAUGCGCCAUGAUGAUGAUCGUUCUAUACCACUUCCUCGACGUCAAUGCCCGCGAUGAUAACGAGCCCGCCGAGAACAACUCCGCAAAGCCCGCCCGCACGACAGCCAAGGCCACGACAUCAUCUGCAGAGGCUACACCCACCUCGCCGCCACCUACGGGGAAGGCUCUAUAA
Messenger RNA from Penicillium daleae, 219 nucleotides. Its product is annotated as dolichyl-diphosphooligosaccharide--protein glycosyltransferase subunit 4. Gene Ontology annotation, cellular component: oligosaccharyltransferase complex. Bases 1 to 219 code for a protein of 72 amino acids. Lineage: Eukaryota; Fungi; Ascomycota; Eurotiomycetes; Eurotiales; Aspergillaceae. The record is from RefSeq and is a predicted model, not a curated record. The transcript has a single exon.